Molecule: messenger RNA, 3722 nt
Organism: Myxocyprinus asiaticus (Chinese sucker)
Lineage: Eukaryota; Metazoa; Chordata; Actinopteri; Cypriniformes; Catostomidae
Product: plasma alpha-L-fucosidase-like
Exons: 7
Coding region: 218-1579 (453 amino acids)
Biological process (GO): glycoside catabolic process; fucose metabolic process
Cellular component (GO): lysosome
Molecular function (GO): alpha-L-fucosidase activity
Source: RefSeq, a predicted model, not a curated record
UGCUAGAUUUGUUUUCCGUAAAUAGUUUCAGAACUAGGAAGCUUCAUCAAUUACUGUGUUUGAAACUACAGGGACGUUUGUCGGGUGUACGACCAGUCACAUGCAUUUUUAGAUAACAGUAUCAUGUGAUUUGAAGCAGCUCUCCACUGAUCUUUAUAUAUAGAUCAGUGCAGUUCUCAUAUAAUCAGUGCGGAGCGGAGACAGAAACAGUAGCACAAUGCACCAGUUGAGUGUUUUAGGCUUCUGUUUACUUGUUAUUGGCACCUGCCAUUGUCAAUACAAGCCUACAUGGGAAUCACUUGAUUCAAGACCUCUUCCGGAAUGGUAUGACCAAGCCAAAUUCGGCAUAUUCAUUCACUGGGGAGUGUUUUCUGUUCCCAGCUACGGCAGCGAAUGGUUCUGGUGGUACUGGCAGGGCCAGAAAGUCCCGUCUUAUGUUGACUUUAUGGUAGAGAAUUAUCCACCUGGCUUUACCUACGCAGACUUUGCUCCACAGUUUCGGGCUGAGUUCUUCGAUCCCAAAGAGUGGGUCGAUAUUUUUGCCUCAUCUGGGGCCAAGUACAUCGUUCUCACAACCAAACACCAUGAAGGUUUUACCCUAUGGGGUUCGAAGUACUCGUGGAACUGGAACGCAGUGGAAGUCGGACCCAAGCGUGAUCUGGUGGAUGAGCUUGCCACUGCUUUGCGGGCAAACAGUGAUUUGCGUCUGGGCCUCUACCACUCUCUGUUUGAGUGGUUUAACCCUCUGUACAGAGCAGAUGCUGACAACCACUACAACACAUCUGUGUUUUCCACAACAAAGACCAUGCCUGAGCUGUAUGAGAUAGUCAACAGGUUCAAACCUGAAGUGAUAUGGUCUGAUGGGGAUGGAGAUGCUCCCGACACAUACUGGAACAGCACUGGGUUCCUCGCCUGGCUUUAUAAUGAGAGUCCUGUUCGUGACACCGUUGUGACCAAUGACCGCUGGGGGAUGGGCUGUCCGUGUAAUCAUGGUGGAUAUUUCACCUGCAACGACCGAUACAACCCCGGACAUCUGCUGAAACGCAAGUGGGAAAACUGUAUGACCAUUGACCAGAGGUCCUGGGGCUACAGGAGAGAUGCCAAACUCAGCGAUUACCUCACCAUUGAGCAGCUCAUAGGAACCCUUGUAGAGACCGUGUCCUGUGGGGGGAAUUUACUGAUGAACGUGGGCCCGACUCAUGACGGCCGCAUUACUCCAGUAUUUGAGGAGAGACUGCGUCAGAUGGGCCAGUGGCUCAAGGUGAACGGAGAAGGCAUCUACAACACAAGCGCAUGGAGAGUUCAGAAUGACACGGUCACACCUGGAGUUUGGUAUACAAUGAGGCCGAAAGAGAACGCAGUCUACGCCAUUUUCCUUUCGUGGCCAAGAAGUGGAAAUAUUGUUCUGAGCGAUCCGGUUGUCUCAUCAGCCAAGACUAAGGUGGUGCUGCUGGGUUACAAAGACCUCACGUGGGAUUCCAUGAGUCCGACUGGUCUGAAGGUGCAUCUGCCUCAGCUGACCCCUAGUGAGAUGCCCUGUUCCUGGGCCUGGACUCUACGACUGACUGGUGCUGCCUAGACAAACGAUAGCAACACAUCUAGUUGUCCCCUUUGGGAAAGAACUAAUCUUGAAACAAAUGAUUGAAGGCACUUUUUUUUUCACUCACUUUUCACAUUGUUACAAAAAUAAUUUUACAUGCAAGUGAAAUUUAUAUUCAUAUGAAUGACAUUAGCUUUUUUUUUUUUUUUUUUUUUUGCCGGAGUGCAUUUUAUAAGUAAUAUGAAUGUGAAUUUUUAUUUCAACUGUAUAUCUGAUUGUGUCUUAAUGGUGCAUGCUAAGGUAAGUGUCACUUUUAGUAUUGCUCAUACUUGGGGUUAGGGAUUUGCACAAACCUACUAAAUAUUAAACAAUGGUGCCAUAACUUGUCCCGCUCGUUUCUGCUACGGAUUUGAAUGAUUCAUGUGUUGAGGAAAGGUGUGCUGCUACUUGUCUAAGCAAUCAGACGUACUAUUUUAAACAGCGAAAAAGUUAAAUUGAAGAAGGGACUUGAGCCAUAUCUAGGGACCAGAAUAUCACAGAGACUUGGACUCUUUUGACUUGGGCCAGUAAAGAACUACAUAGUAACCACCCAGAACACCUUAGCAACUGCAUAAAAACACCCUGGCAACUUCCCACAACACCAUUUCACUGUGGCGGCAACUUUUGCACAAGCAAGCGCCACUCAUAUUUUCUUCAAAAAAUAUAAUCUUUUAUUUUAAAUAACUAUUUUCACUAUUUCAUUGGCUAUACAGUGUCUGUGCUAUCACUUUUUUUAAUGUUUAAUUUUAUUUUCUUAAUUUGGAAACACUUUAUUUUACAGUGUCCUUGUUAUACAUAUUACAUGUAAUGACAAUAUUAAUAACAGUACAUUAGGCAUAAUUACAAGCAACUAAGCCUAAACCAAACCCUAACCAUAAACCUAUAUUAAGUACAUGGGUUACACUUUGUGUCCUUGUUACAGUGUAAUUACACAAGUAAUAACUGAUUAUUACUAAUUAACAACAUGUACUUACUGUAGGUUUAGGGUAAGACUUUGGUUUAGGGUUAGUUGCUUGUAAUUAUGUAAGAGAUAAUCCACGGCUAGGUCUGUAUUAAACUAUUUUAAAUGCACGACGUGGAGGUGAAGAACCAUCGAAGCGGAGGCUGGUUGCCUCUGCGAAGUGCAUUUAAAAUCAUUUAACGCACACCUAGCCAUGGAUUAUCCCGCUUAUACCAUGGUCACUUGCCAGAAUUGAUUAUUUGUAGCUGUCAUAAUUUUUUGCCGGUGCAAAUUUUGACUGGAUAAAACAAAAAAUAACGGUUAAUUUUAUCUAAGAGUCGUUAGAUCUACAGCUCUGCCUAUUGAGACAGAGAAAAAGAGUGCAACCACACACUUGUGUGUAUGAUAAGGGGAAAACCAUUCAAAACACUCUGGAACCUGCAGAUUUUGACUUCAGAGACAACGGUAUGGUAUCCAUCAAGGCUGCAUGAUUGACUGAAUUAAGAAUGAAAUUGCAAUUUGUCCAUGAAAGGUAGCGCUUCACCGUAAAAUGCUGCGUGCAUUUUGUAAACAAACAGUGCUUCUCCUUCAGCGUUUGAGUCAGAGAUGUGUGAGCGCGGGGGGGGGGGCCUCUAGUGUCUAUAGGCGGCACUUCAGCACAUAACAUACACAACACAUUACAGUUUAAAACAUCUUGCAUUGCCUUGCCAGACAGCGAAAGAAAACAAACUGAGUUCCAUUAUAUUAGCUAUGCUGAUGAAAGUGGUUAGGAAAUGUUUUCUGUUGCUAUAGCUCACUCUGCUUGCUCUGUAAUGUUAUGUUGCUAUGUUUACAAACAGCGCAUUAAUAUCAAACACUGAUUAAAACUGACCGGAACAACCUGUGCAUUCAACGAUUUGAACCACAUGCAUUCCAGCCAAUCAGAAUCGAGUAUUAGAACAGACAAUGGCAUUAGCAUAAUUGACUGUUAUUACUAUAGUCGAUACAUAAAAUAUGUGUAACAAGGACACUGUAAAAUAAAGUGUUCCCAGUACAUGCUGUUAAUUAAUAUUACUCAGUACUUAUGUGUGUAAUUACACUGUAAUAAGGACACUGUAAAAUCAAGUGUAACCCAUCAUUUGUUCUUGUAGCUCAACUGGCAGAGCAUGGAGCUAUUUGUUAGAUCCCAGGAAAUACACAAGCUAAUAAAAUGUAUACCUUUAA